Messenger RNA from Branchiostoma belcheri (Belcher's lancelet), 3410 nucleotides. Its product is annotated as T-box transcription factor TBX1-like. The coding region runs from base 954 to 2378 and encodes 474 amino acids. The transcript is spliced from 7 exons. Gene Ontology annotation, biological process: cell fate specification; regulation of transcription by RNA polymerase II; positive regulation of DNA-templated transcription. The record is from RefSeq and is a predicted model, not a curated record. Gene Ontology annotation, cellular component: nucleus. Gene Ontology annotation, molecular function: RNA polymerase II cis-regulatory region sequence-specific DNA binding; DNA-binding transcription factor activity, RNA polymerase II-specific. NCBI's taxonomy places the organism in Eukaryota, Metazoa, Chordata, Leptocardii, Amphioxiformes, Branchiostomatidae.
CUCGGCGGGCUCCCCCAGGCCGUGACCCGAACAGGAGGGGGCGCACUUCACCCCUACUCCAACCAUUCAGGCUAAAUAAGACGUGUCUCAUCAGAUCGCUCGCUCUUAUCUCCAGCCAAUGCCAGCCCGGCUACUUUUGGCAUGAUUUACGGCGAAUCUGAGCAAGAAAUUUGCUCUCUCUCUCGGCCCCUCGCCACCCCCGCCUUCUAGGGAGUGUUUCCUGCCGAAAACUCACAGCACAGACGACUUUAUUUCUGUUCUCAUAUCGAGUGUGGUGUUCUCCUACAUGUGACGUGGCCAGGCUGAGGUAACCGUGAGGCCUGGCGGUGUGUUAGCGAGACUAACUGCAUUACACAGGAGUUUAUUUGAAGUCGGGUGAGAGAGAGCGUCUGUUGGGACGAGGGAAGGGGAGGGAGGGCAGCGCGCAUAAACAAGGUCCCGCCAACCCGGGCCUGACACCAGGGCCUUCUGAUGGACCUGUAAUCCUGCAAUGAUUGACGCCGGUUAUUAAUUAGUACCAAUGACAUGCUCCCACUCCCGUGCGCGAGGGGCAGGCCGGGAAGGCUGGCAAUGACUGGAUGAUGGACGAGACUUCCUCUCAGCAUCUGUAUCCUCACUCCAGUGUAGCGGGAACAAGCUCGCCAUACAGGUCCAGUCUUCGGAACAAUAGCAAAAGGCGUACUGUUUGCUUUCCUGUGCUGGGAAGGGCGCAGUGUAUGUGUGAAUGGGAGACGGAGUAGACCACGGAUAAGCCGCGUCCUCGUACUAUCGCCCCGCGUGCAGGGUCUUAUCUAAAUCCCAACCCUCCAACCCUCCCCCAUUGUCAGCUAUUUUGCUUGCACUCCAUCACCUUUUUUACUUAUCGGAGCGGAAGCGAGAAGUUUUGAGGAGAGAGGGCACACGCCGAGACGAGCGCGGCGAGAGGCGGUUGCGAGCGGUGCGUGUGACGGGACAUGGAAGCCAACAGUCCGCUCUCGCCUAAAGCCAAUGCCUUCAGCAUAGCAUCACUGAUCUCAGCUUCGGAACAGGGUGGACUUCUCAUGAGCGAGCUGCACGGUAAGGACCAAGGAAUAGACGACGGACAAGACUGGGGGAUGCAGUACCCAUCGAUCCCGAGAGACAUGGAAGCGAGCUGCAUGUUGAGCAACCAGCGGCUGCCGGGGCACCAGCUCGCGCACAUGACGGAGCACCCGUCGGCGUUCGGCGUGACCCAGGCCCGAGGCGAGGCCUACGACAUCCCGGGGAUGGAGUCGUGCCGGAACGGGGCCGGGGGGCUCCCCAACGGGAACGAGAACAAUAACCUGUUGAACGAUGGAGUUAAGGACGAGAGAAAACAGAACCCCAAAGUUGCCAAUGUGAAGGUUAUGUUGGAGAUGAAGGCGUUGUGGGACGAGUUUCACGAGUUGGGGACCGAGAUGAUCGUGACCAAGGCCGGCAGACGAAUGUUCCCGACGUUCCAAGUGAAAAUGUUCGGUCUGGAGCCGAUGUCUGACUACAUCCUGCUGAUGGAUUUCGUGCCCGUGGACGACAAGCGGUACCGGUACGCGUUCCACAGCUCGUCCUGGCUGGUGGCCGGGAAGGCCGACCCCGACAUGCCGAGGCGCAUCCACGUGCACCCCGACUCGCCGGCCAAGGGCGCGCAGUGGAUGAAACAGAUCGUCUCGUUCGACAAACUCAAGCUCACCAACAAUCUACUGGACGACAACGGGCAUAUAAUCCUAAAUUCCAUGCACCGGUACCAGCCCAGAUUUCACGUGGUGUACAUCGAUGGGAAGAAAGGCGACUCAGACACCGUCCACGAAAACUACAAAACUUUUAUUUUUCCUGAGACCAAAUUCACAGCCGUCACGGCGUACCAAAACCAUAGGAUAACGCAGUUGAAGAUCGCUAGCAACCCUUUCGCCAAGGGAUUCCGGGACUGCGACCCUGACGACUGUGUUGUAGAGGUGCUGACACAGAUUCCUCCGUCCCAGCGGCCCAGGAACCAUCACCGACCCUCAUCACUACAACUGGUGGGCGUCACGCGGACACGCACCGUGGGCCAGAUGAAUACAAGUCAGGACCAAGAACGAAGAGACCGGCCGGAGGAGACGUCGCAGUGCCAGAGUUCUCCCAUCGUCUCCCGGGUCCUCAGUCCCAACCUGGCCGGAGGGGGGAUGCACGUCAACCUGCAGCGCCCGGAACAGACUGCGCUGGCGCACACCAGCCUUCCCGACAACUCCUACAAGUACCACUAUAACGGCUACAUGGCGGCGGCGAAGACGCGACCCACGCCGUACCCUCUGCCUAGCAUGAGACCAACGGGGUACCAUCCAGUCAACAACAGUCUAUACGCGCCGUGCACGAGAAGUUCGCCCUACGACUUAGAUCCGCGGUGAAAACUUGUCGCAAAGACUCUACUGCUGGCCACAUUGUAGCAAAUUAGUCCAUUUAGUUGAAGUUCGCUUACGUCUACGUAAAAUUCAAAAUUGUGUCAUGACCGGUUUUCUCAGACGAAAAUCAAAGAUUGUUCUAGACUGACUGAGUUCUCUGUUGAUACUAUACAGCAGUAUAUUUGUUGCUAACAUCCCCUUUCCACUUGAGGUUGUGACCGAUGAGCGACUGAAUAAUUGGCAGAUCACUCAACAAGUUUCAUAGACAAAGAACAAUUUUACGUAGUACUUUGCAUCCACUUUGCGUGGAUCAUAUUCAAAUUAUACAAACCCAUUUUUGGCCGUGCAGCGAUCACCCUCUGGUGGAAAGGGGCCUAUUGAAUUCGAAGACAAUGCAAGUUGGAGAAGAGAUACGAGUGCAAAUAUUGUUACGUACUGCACUUAUAAAAAUGAACUUUUGUAAGUCUUGUAACAGAAUGUACAAAGAACACAACCCUCUGACGCAGUGCCUGCUAUCAAAUAGUUCCAUGUUCUUAACGUUUCUACUACACACUAGAUGUAUAUUUAUAGUUUCGACCCGUAACAAAACCGUUCCACAGUCAUCACAUGUGUUUGUAAAUAUGAGAACUAUACAUCUUUUGUAUCGUUUCUAUGAUUGUUGCUUUUUUUCUUUGAUACAUGACUUUUUGUUACGUUCUUAUGGUUACAUUUUGAGGCGAUGUGGCUACUGAUAUCUUUUAUAAAUAUGUACAGAAAUCCGUUGCCCUAGUUAGACGAAGUUAUAUGUUAUUUAGAGUAUGUUUUGUAGACUAAGUAUCAAACGUGUAGACUAUAUUGAAAGAGGUAGCAGGUUAAAACUGAUUGGACACACUGUGCCAGUCGCCAUGACAGUCACGUGACCGCAUCUACCGCGCAGGCUCAGAAUGACCAUUAGAAAUGCGUGUCGAAUCGGUUCGGUUCAAGUUGGUUACAAAGUUCCGUAUGCUGCCUUCACAUGUAACUCUAUUUUUGGAACUAUUAAAAGUAUAAGUUAUAUCC